Messenger RNA from Blepharisma stoltei, 228 nucleotides. NCBI's taxonomy places the organism in Eukaryota, Ciliophora, Heterotrichea, Heterotrichida, Blepharismidae. The record is from the annotation of a GenBank genome assembly.
AUGGGACAGUUGAAAAAGGAAGAAAACUUUUCAAUUAUGAUUUUCGACCAUAUGAGAUUUCUAUUAAGGAUUAAAGCCUUUUAUGCAUACUGAUUAUUUAAAAGAAAACAGCCCUGCCAAUUUGCAUUUAUCCGUGCUUGCUGUCAGAAAAUUCCAAGAAAUUCACGUAUUCUUCCUGAAGUCCACAAUGAAGACCAGGCAAAUCUUUGCAUGGCUUAUGCAAGAUAA